Letharia columbiana is the source of this 201-nucleotide messenger RNA. RefSeq lists its product as uncharacterized. The record is from RefSeq and is a predicted model, not a curated record. Lineage: Eukaryota; Fungi; Ascomycota; Lecanoromycetes; Lecanorales; Parmeliaceae. The transcript has a single exon. The coding region runs from base 1 to 201 and encodes 66 amino acids.
AUGCAUGUCAUUAAGGCUUACAGCUACGGAGCGGGCGAUUUUCAACUUUCUGUCUUCUUUGAUUCUUUGUUUUUGUUGAUUUUCGGCGGUGAAGAGGAAGAGGAAGAAGAGGAGGAAGGGGAGGAAGAGGAAGAGGAAGAGGAAGAGGAGGAGGAGGAAGAGGAAGAGAAGAAGAGGAAGAGGAGAAGAAGAAGAGGAUGA